CCGGAACAACACUCUAGUCACAAUUUGUCGUCGAGUCCAAGUGAAAUGGUCAAUUUCUUCAAGUUCUCGAUCCUGCUUCAGAGCAUCUGUAUUUGCUUGAUUAUCAGGAGUUCAGAAGGUUCUUCUGAUCGCAAGCCAAUUGGACGAGUGGUCUAUGCGUCAGAUUUUGAGAUUCAAGUCAUCCCUACGUGGUCAUUAGGAAGCUACAAUGAUGAACAAAUGAACUUUAUAGGACCCACAAGGGGUAUGGCAAUGGAUCAAGAGACUUCGUCAAUUUGCAGUGGAAAUUCAAUCCUUCUGAAGUUUUCUAUUCCUCGGAGCUCACCACAAAGCUCGAAAGUUGGGCAACAAGAGGACGGGCAUGAAGAUUCGAAGCAUCGAUUUGCCUUAUAUCUAGAACCAGACAGCACUCAAUUUUUGCAUCCCAACGCCACGAUAAUUACUUACCAAUCCAGCAAUGGAAGUUCAACUCAUUCAAACCAACAGCUUCCAAUCUCUAGGCCAAUCAUUGCAGACGAAGUGCUAGCCUAUUCUGGAACAGCAAUUGAUGACAAUGAUCCAAAAAGUUUAGAUGAUAGUUACCAUCUCCGCUUUAACAAUUGGGCCAAUGUCUUAAUCCAUCAUCCUUACGGCACAAAGUGCGUCAGGAAUUCUGAUGAUCUGAUUUUGGAGGGCGCGUUCCAAGUCAAUGGUCGUCUUUGGCACAUCAAAUCACUUGAUUCUUACCAAAAGAGCAAAGGUCCAUAUGAUUCUCAGCCAAACGAGUUAAGCUCCGCUCCCGAACUGAAACACAAUCAAGUUCGGGAAGGUACAGAUUUCUCCUAUCAAAAAGAAAGUAUUCGGCAGCAAGCAUCUCGGGAAAAGCUAUCGAGUAGGGUGAUUAGCAAUUCAACGGAGACCUCAUCGCUUCAAAUAACAUAUACCGAGAGUUCAACUCAACACUAUCUCCAGAAACGACAAACAAUGACUAGUGACAUAGCUGGCUUGACUGGCGACAAAGUUAAUUAUGCGAGUACAAUUGGCUCGACGGAUGGAUGUCCCAAGAGCCCAAAAAUGGUAUACAUCGGCAUUGCAGUAGAUUGCACCUAUCUGAGGAAAUAUGGAUCAACUGAUGCAGUCAGAUUGGCAGUUUUGAAUAACAUGCAUCUGGUUUCAUCGGUUUAUCAGAGAACCUUCAAUAUCUCCUUAGGCAUAGUCGAAAUCAACAUGCCAUCUGAAUCAACUUGUCCUUCGCAACCUUCCUCCGAUCGGCCUUGGAAUGUCGAUUGUCCCGAUGCCUCUUCACAGGGCCUCGAUAUCAAUGAGCGUUUGAACAAAUUCAGUAAAUGGAGGUCAGAUAAAGGCGGCUCUGAUGGCGCUGGAUUAUGGCAUUUGCUAACUGAUUGUCCAAACGGAAGUCAAGUAGGUGUGUCUUGGCUGGGAUCGCUAUGUAAAGUGAAUGCGGAGCAGGGUGCCAAUGGUGGGACGACUAGUGGGACGGGAGUCACCGCUUCAACACCCAAUGAAUGGGAAACUAUGGCUCAUGAAAUUGGACACAACUUUGGAGCGGUUCAUGAUUGUGUAUCAGGAUGUAGUAUGGAAGACUCAUGUUGUCCAGCUUCGACUUCAAGCUGUAACAAUGGCGACCAAAACAUCAUGGCGCCUUCGAGCACGAGUGGCUCAACCGGCACGUUUUCUGCUUGCUCCAUAGGAAACAUUUGUAGCAACUUUAAGCCAGGAAACAGUCAAAGGAUGGAUUCCAGUUGUGUUGCGGAUCUAGGACAACAUUACACGAUCUCACUCAAUCAAUGUGGUAAUGGAAUCCUCGAACCCGGCGAAGAUUGUGAUCCUGGUCAAACCUUCUCUCCCUGUUGUCAGUGGGGUGUGUGCAAAUUCUCGCCCGGUUCGGUUUGUAUGCCGUCGGCCAAUUCUCCCUGUUGUUCUACUAGCUGUCAAUUUGCACCAGCUUCUACUCCUUGUAAUUCUUCUGAAUCCCUCUCCGCAACGUGCUCGGGAGAUAGUCCCAACUGUCCUUCAGGUACAGGUUCAGAAAAUCCAUCAUUCUCUUCUUCCUUUUAGUUUUGGCUUGGUUUCUUGCUUUCUGUCUCAUAAAACUAUUCAUAAUAUUCGAAGACAUUAGCAAUUUGAAUUCUCUUUCCCCAGCAUUCUGGUUCAAGCAAAGGUAUCAAAAAGAAUAAAUUUAUCAAAAAGAAUGUCAAAAACUUAUGAUCGC
Puccinia graminis f. sp. tritici CRL 75-36-700-3 is the source of this 2212-nucleotide messenger RNA. RefSeq lists its product as uncharacterized. Gene Ontology annotation, biological process: proteolysis. The transcript has 6 exons. NCBI's taxonomy places the organism in Eukaryota, Fungi, Basidiomycota, Pucciniomycetes, Pucciniales, Pucciniaceae. Gene Ontology annotation, molecular function: metalloendopeptidase activity. Bases 46 to 2058 code for a protein of 670 amino acids. The record is from RefSeq and is a predicted model, not a curated record.